Diachasma alloeum is the source of this 5353-nucleotide messenger RNA. Its product is annotated as serine/threonine-protein kinase 17B-like. The record is from RefSeq and is a predicted model, not a curated record. Lineage: Eukaryota; Metazoa; Arthropoda; Insecta; Hymenoptera; Braconidae. Gene Ontology annotation, molecular function: protein serine/threonine kinase activity; ATP binding. Gene Ontology annotation, cellular component: nucleus. Gene Ontology annotation, biological process: positive regulation of apoptotic process; protein phosphorylation; intracellular signal transduction. The transcript is spliced from 6 exons. Bases 531 to 2348 code for a protein of 605 amino acids.
GGGAGUGGUCGGCGUGUGUCACCAUCCGCGUGAGCGCGUGUUUUUUUGUUACUCAGUAUCGCAUAAACCCACAAUAAACGGAUACACUUAACAACAAUUCAACGCACCAAGUCCCCGUUCCCUGAUAACUGUGACUAAUAAAAUAUUGGGAUUCUGAUGAGUUGAAAAAAAAAAUCGUGCGAUUAUUUUUCUCACUUUGAGGCAUCUCUGAAUCGGAAUAAUGUUUACGGCGACAAGAGUAGCGGUCAACAGUGACAUGGUGAUUAAUUUUUUACGUUGAGUAAAUAUUACCGACCGGAAAAUCAUAGUAUUUGUGCUAAAUUCGGUGGUGUUAAUCGCAGAAGCGUUCAGCUUCGAUAUAUCAUUUUUUCUCCUGUUCAUUUCGCGGAACAAUUUGACGGUACAUCAGACCGUAUAUCUCAGUUAAACCGUGUGUGUGUGUCAGCCGUGACUCUAUUUGGGAUUAUUAUCAUUUUAUUUGGCUCACUGUGUGAUACAUUUGAAUUACGGAACAAGGAGAAUAUACAAUCAUGACGGCAGACAGACUGUUUGAGACCACCAGCAUCCCGGGGCAUCUCGCUCCCACGCCAGAAAGACUUGAGCGGCUUCUUUCAAAACAGACUCUCGAGGAGCUCUAUGAAGUUGAGGAACAGCCUUUCGCACGAGGAAAGUAUGCUACAGUCAGACGAUGCAGAGAGAGAUCAAGUGGUAGACAGUGGGCAGCCAAGUUCCUGAGGAAGAGACGACGCGCACAGGAGCUGAAAGCUGAAGCUCUUCAUGAAGUCGCGGUACUGGAUGCCGCGGCACACUGCCCACAACUCGUUUCGCUUCAUCAAGUUUUUGAGACCAAUACUGAGAUGGUGCUGGUUUUAGAACUUGCUCCAGGUGGUGAACUACAGAUGGUGCUUGACAGGGACGAAGUGCCAGAGGAGCAUCAAGUUGUCAGACUUCUCCGACAGAUCCUGGAUGGUAUCGCGUUCCUUCACUCCUUCAACGUGGCACAUCUUGACAUCAAGCCCCAGAAUUUGGUUCUAACUGGUGAAUUCCCGGACUGCGAUGUCAAGCUGUGUGACUUUGGAAUCUCCAGAUAUAUAAGUCAUGGCGCUGACAUCCGUGAAAUUUUGGGCACGCCCGAUUAUGUUGCCCCCGAAGUCCUCAACUACGAGCCAAUCAGUCUAGCAACGGACAUGUGGUCCGUGGGAGUGUUGCUCUACGUCCUCCUCACGGGAUGUUCACCGUUCGGUGGUGACACGAAGCAGGAAACAUUCUGCAACAUAAGCCGAUGUCGCCUCGAUUUCCCGGACGAUCUGUUCGAAGAUGUAUCCGAGGCAGCAAGAGAUCUCAUGCGAAAACUCAUGGUCAAGGACCCAAGCCAACGCCUGACGGUGACGGAGUGCCUGGAGCACCCCUGGUUCACCGGCUGCAGAAGCCCAGAGACACCCCUAACAAUCUCAACAACCGAAGACCUCCCAGACGACAGUUCACUAAGUCCACCACUUCCCGCCCUCCCAGACUCCACAUUACCAGAAAGAUCUUCAACUCCCGAGCCCCCAGCUGUGACCCCCUCCGAUUCGGUCCCGAGAUCGUCCCUCGAGUCAGCAGCCCCAGAAGUGGAGAAAUCGCUGCCUAAGGAGCCCAAAUUCGAGUCGAGAACACUGCCCAAGAUGACGGAGUACAGGAAGUCGCCGAAGCAGCCAGCAAUGCCCUUGAGGAUUGGCCUGAGUCCAGACAGGAGGGACACCUUCAAGAAGAACAUGGACUCCCUCGCGCAGAAAUUCUCGUCAGGUGAAAUCGUCAUUAUUGAGCAGAGUGUUGGCACUCAGAGACGAGCAAUCGGUAAUCACACGAUGCCAGCUGGUGAAGUCUUCAAGUGCACACCGGUUUUUAUUCUCGGUGAGGAGCAGCAGUGCAGCGACAGCGGCAGCGACACUGUAUCUGAGAUAUCAACAGACAGUUCGAGUGAUCGCAGUAGUAUCUACUCAGACGAUUCACUCGAUUUCAUUCUCUAUGGCAAGAGCCAGGGCAGGGCAAGCUUUCCUUUCGCUGGUACUGAGACAGACAGGUGGGAUCACAGGCAUCACACGAGACCCUGGCCCAGGGAGUGCAAUGGCGUUGUCAGUAAAGCUCUCAGUCGUUUCACAGCUGAUCCCUCCAGUAAAGCUUCCAGGGCGACUGUGCCACCGUCUAGCAGAGCGAAGACUGGUCUUGAGGCCCUCAGGGAACGUGGUGGCAAUCUUGUCGUCAUUCGCGAGCCUGUCAGGGCUGGGAGGUACACUAGGUAUAGCGAAGUUCAGUGCGAGUCUGUGCAGGCGAGAAUCCGGAGGUUCCAGGUGCAUGGGGGAUCGUAAACGGGAGCUUAGGGUUAAGUAGGGAUUUUUAGGUAAUCGUCGAUCUCCUGAAGGAUGAUAACACGGAAAACAGGGAAAUUGUUGUCUAUGAUCUUUGAGGGGACGUGGGAGUCGCACGGGGAGAAUAGAAGGGAUAGCAAGAUUGGUGGAAAAUUAGUCUUGACAUUUCGAGUGAUACACUUUUAAUAAGAUUAUCAUUUUGGUAUUGAUUAAUUAAAGUGAUUGGAAAUUAUCGAAAUUCAGGCAACUACUGGUCUGAAUUCUCAAGCUGUUUAAAAUUCAAUUGUGUGUAAUCGUUAAUUUGCUUGCAAUUCAAGAAAAAAAACUUCUAAUUGUGUAAUAGCUAAUUGUUCUUCCGUGAGAAUUGAAAGUCUUGAAGGAAUUGUUUUUGUUCAGAUAUUGUUUGAAUCAAACACUAGACGUUUGUGUGAAAUCGAAUCUUAUUUCUUUCGAGUAGUUUCGAUUAUUAAAAAUAUUAUUGGAUACAAUUGUGAUUGGAAUCCUUUACGUUCACUUUGAAUUGAUCCCCUGUCCCCUCAAGAUGAGGUUUAAACUAUUGUUUAUUAUCUUUGAGGGGACAUAUGGAGGUCUUACAGAAAGUGUAAAAUGGAUUCCAACACUGAAAUAUCUUUAAAUUCUUAACAUUAUCAACAUUUUGGUGUUAAUGAAUGAAAAUUAUUAAACAUUAUUGAAGUUCAAGCAACUAUUGUUCUGAAUUCUCAACCUAUUCAACGUUCAAUUAAAUUUAAUUGUCAAUUUGACAUUAAAUGAAAUUCAAAUUCAUAAUACUAAAAAUUGAAAUGCAACUGUUACUUAAAUUUCGAGAAAAUUCCAACAGUGAAAUUGUCUUUCUUUUUUAAGAACUGAAUGUCUUGACUUCUCAGAUUAUUGAAUAGAAUAGAGCAUCCAAGAAGAAAUAGUUGUGGUUCCAAUAUUAUUUGAAUCAAACACUAGACAUUGGGUAAAAUUGACUCUCAUUUACUUUGGGUAAUUUCAAUUAUCAAAAAAACUUGAAGACAGUUGAAUUUGAAUCCUUUUUUAUCUCUCCGAAUAGACCUCGCGUCCCCUCAAAAUGAGGUUUAAAUUCAGGGUUGUGAGUGUAAACACGUGUGAAUGAAAAUUUUGGAAAAUUUUUAUUGUAAAUAGAAGGAAUGAUUGAAUGAAUUGAACCAUCAACCUGGUGUACAUAAUAUCACAUACGUAUUACGGAUUGAUGAAUGAGUGAGAAAGUUAGAGAGGGAGAGAGAGAAAGAAUGAGUCGUGAGAUUAAAGUGAAAUGCGGACGCAAUUUGUCCUCUGCCGAUUUAUCAAUAGACUGACUGGCCGUCCCCACGAGAUAAUUACGAAUCGGAUUGAGUACGCAAUGUACCGCUAAGUGUUCGUCAAAAUAAACGCCAUAUUAUAGAUGAAUUGACCAAGACGUUCAGUCGUAAAAAGGUGUCACAGUAAUUAUUUCUAUUGAUAUUACUGCGAUACUUUUUUACGAAUUCAACGUGAAGAACUUUAAAUAUCUUGGGUGCCUUUGUUAGUAAUCCUUAAGUCCACUGUAUACAAAAUGCACAAAAAAAAAUGAACCACAAAUAUUUCCAGGAAAUGUAGUGCCUACUUCCGUAUCCACCGAGUUAUCAGUUCAAUUGUUGAAUGAUAAUCGUGUGAUACAAGAUGUUUCAUUUUUUUUCAUGAUUCAAUUGCCACCUAUUUGAUGAAUUUAGGAAUGAAACUUUUUGAUAAUAUUAUUGUAAUGGGGGCCUUGAAUUUUUUCACCUUCGUUAUUCAACAGUGCUGUGCCUUAUGCAAUCCCGAUGAAUUUUUUAUAACGUCGUACGAUCAAAAUUGAGAGCCUAAACGAGUUUUUAGGCUUCUUUAAUUCAUGUCGCUGACAUUUUCACAUCAAACUUCGCCAUUUAGCCUUAAUAAAAUCAAUGGUGAAUGGUUUAAGUUAAUUACUCAUUCAAUUAAAAAUUAUUGUUCAAUAGGACAUCAAGUUGUCAUGUUCUUUCGUCUUUAGACAGACUGAGUCAAUCACUUUAUCAGAAUAUUAUCAAAAAAUAAUAAAAUGUAUCAAGUGUUCUCAGGUAGAAUACAGUGACGAAUGCGAUAAUAAAUCCGCUGAGUGAUUACAAUUAAAAUUAUCAGUAUGGCGUUGUAGGAAGAUUAAUUCGUGUACAUUAGUAUUUCAUAAUUUAAUUUAUCAUUUAAUAUCUCCUACGAAUUUUUGUCUCCCCUUUUUUUCAACCUUAAAUUAUUCUGGAUUUGAAGCUGGUGAUGGCAUGUUUAUUUUCUCUCUAGAAGGUUUUUUUUUCUUUAUCAUCUUUUCUCUUUCUGGGCCAACAGCGACCAUGUGCGAUCAAGAGUGUUGCACCCCUAUUUGUAAAUGCUAGUCAUAAUUUUUUGUAUCACUUUGAACGCACCUGGUCAAAGUCUGUUGUUUAAGUGUAAUUACUAUUAUUUUUUUUUUCUACAGAAUAUACAAUACUCGGUUUAAUGAAUAAAAAUUGAUGCUCGCUCAAUGUACUUUCCUUUGUGAUUCGAGAAAUUUGGUUAUAUAGAAUGAAAUUCAAAGAUUAAAAAACAAUGGAGAAUAAAAUAUAAAGCAUUUCUUGUAUUAUAGCUGUUCUGGAGACAAGAUUGUGGAUGAAACAUCCAAGUUAAUUAUUGGUCUACUUAAGAAGUAUUUAUUUUAUUAUUAUUUUUCAUAUAAAAUUUAUAGAGAAUGAUUUAUUUAAAGAAAUUUUUGUAUGUUUUACAUGGAGAAAAAUAGAAAAAUUCCCGACGAUAAUUGUAAAUUAUUAUGGCACUUGGAUGGCCUUCCACCCUCUUGACAUGUCCAAUCAUCAAUUAUCAUUACAUUAUAGUUAUAUUAUUAAAAUAAUAUAAAAGCAUACUUAUCAAAAAAACAAAACAAUCGUUUAGUUGAUAAGUUCCAAAAUGUAAAUACUAUUUCAAUCAUUGUAUUAAUUUUAAUGACUAUAUGAAAUAAAUGCUAUGAUACAUCUACACAAUUG